Messenger RNA from Acomys russatus (golden spiny mouse), 2779 nucleotides. It is a transcript of the gene Zscan12, whose product is annotated as zinc finger and SCAN domain containing 12. The coding region runs from base 241 to 1935 and encodes 564 amino acids. Gene Ontology annotation, biological process: regulation of transcription by RNA polymerase II. Lineage: Eukaryota; Metazoa; Chordata; Mammalia; Rodentia; Muridae. The record is from RefSeq and is a predicted model, not a curated record. The transcript has 3 exons. Gene Ontology annotation, molecular function: RNA polymerase II cis-regulatory region sequence-specific DNA binding; DNA-binding transcription factor activity, RNA polymerase II-specific.
AAGUUUCUUACCAAGCCUUAUUUCCUGAAGUCGACUUGCCAUCUUUUUCACUUUUGUCUAUUUUUGUGAAAGUACUUGUAUUGAUCCAAAAAUUAACUGGAGGGCAGGCUUUCAACUGUCCCACUUAAAUUCUUAGAAUAUGCAGUAUUUGCUUAUGGUAGUUUGUGUUGAUAGUGAUGGCGUAUCCGUUAGGUCCACAAGUGAGUUUACUCGAAACACUGAUAAAUCUUUCAUACAGCUAUGAUGGCUUCUCCUGGUGAUCCCAAGACCUGUAAGAACCAGGAUGGGCUUCUGGAGAGCAAGCUGGAGGAAGAGUGUAAGUAUACCACCAGACAAGACUGGAGCCUAGAAAUGAAGACUUAUAACAGAGAAGUUUUCCGAAAACACUUCAGACAGUUUUGCUACCGGGAAACGUCUGGACCCCGGGAAGCUCUGAUCCAGCUCCGUACACUUUGCCAUCAGUGGCUGCGGCCAGACGUGCACAGCAAGGAGCAGAUCCUGGAGCUGCUGGUGCUGGAGCAGUUCCUGACCAUCCUGCCAGGGGAGCUGCAGGCCUGGGUGCGGGAGCAGAAUCCUGAGAGCGUGGAGGAGGUGGUGACCGUCCUGGAGGAUCUAGAGAGAGAGCUGGAUGAACUAGGAUAUCGGGUCGCAGUCCAAACAGAAGAGCAGGAAAUGCCCUUUCAGGGGGUGAAGCCUCUAGGAGCAGAGCAAGAACCCAGUGCCUCCCUUCAGUCUGUAAAAGGCAAGCUGAAGUGUGAACCUGCAGAAUGCGACAGCCAAGAGGAGCGAGUUUCAGGUGUGAAGACAGGAAGUGAGUCCAGGAACGCAACUCUAAAGCAAGGCCUUCGUGAAGGAAUGGAAACAGAGGAGACUCCCUCCGGCAGAUUGGCAAAGGGCGCACUGCAGCGUGAAGAAACCCAAGAGCCUGCAGAGGAGCCUUCCGGUGCUUCCGGUGAAGACAGCCAGCCGCUGCGGAAUGAAAAUGGGCGAAAACUGCAUGGAUGUGAGGAGUGUGGGAAGACGUUUAGUCAGCACUCACGCCUCAUAGAGCAUAAGAGGGUGCACACUGGAGACAGGCCCUACAAAUGUGAAGAAUGCGGGAAAACUUUCCGGUGGAGGACUGUUCUUAUUCGGCACAAGGUGGUACACACUGGAGAGAAACCGUAUAAGUGUAACGAAUGUGGCAGGGCCUUUGGCCAGUGGUCAGCUCUCAAUCAACAUCAGAGGCUUCACUCGGGAGAAAAGCACUACCACUGUAAUGAGUGCAGCAAAGCCUUUUGCCAGAAAGCAGGCCUCUUUCACCAUCUCAAGAGCCACAGAAGAAACAGACCGUAUCAGUGUCUUCAGUGUAAGAAAAGUUUCAAUCGCCGCUCCACACUGACUCAGCACCAAGGAGUUCACACUGGUGCGAAACCCUUUGAAUGCAGCGACUGUGGGAGAGCUUUUGUUUACAACUCGUCUCUUGUGGCCCAUCAGGAGACCCACCACAAGGAGAAAUCCUUCGCUCCCACUGCUCCUGCUCAACACAAGAGGAACCGCACCAGGCCUCAUCCCUACAAGUGCAGUGCAUGUGGAGAAGCCUUUGCUCAAAAAGCCAGCCUUACAGAACAUGAGCGGACGCAUACUGGAGAGAGGCCCCACACCUGUGCUGAGUGUGGGGCGGCCUUUACUCACAGGUCAGCUCUCACGGAGCAUCAGGCAGUCCACACUGGGGAGAGGCCCCGCCAGUGUGAUGAGUGCGGAGAGACCUUCAGACAGAGGUCAGACCUUAGUAAGCACCAGAGAGCUCAUAGCAGAAGUGCUCCCUAUUCGUGCAAUGAGUGUGGGGAAUCUUUCAGGCAGAACUCGACUCUCAUCCUUCAUCAGACUACUCACAGAGGAGCCAGAACACUCUCUGUGGUGACCACAGGGAAGCCAUCUCACAGUGUAGGCUGAUGAGGAAUGCUGUAUUUGUAAUGCUUGGUGGCAGCGCUCCAGCCCUUGGUGCUAUACAGAGACCAUAAAUAUUUGAUGAGCGCCCACUGUGUACUGUCCAUUGCAUGGGGCUGUGAAGGAAGGAAGUCUAACUCCAGAGUUCUAGAGCGUUUGCAACCUAGCCUGGGCUGUGAAAAUCUGCCAUAGUUACAGUAGAAGGGCCAUGGAAUUGAUGCUCAGCAUGUUUUGGAAUAAAGUGGUGGAAAAUAAGUAUCAAAUUUUGCAGGACAGAUUCCUUGUACGCCUGCUCAGGAAAGAUUUCUGAAAGAUCUGGUUGGAAAUGAGGGUUUGAUGAGUAGGUCUGGAAGACGGAAGGGAGAAAACAUGUAGGUAAAACCAGUGGACAGAAGCUGGGGUGCAGGUCUUCUGGAAGCCAUCUUAAGUGCGGAACUGAUGAGCGUUAGCCGCAAAUAGCGUGGGGACAAGAGGAGGCUGCAACGCCAGGAACACUCUUCUCUCCUGUCUCUAAAGUACCUCCGAGUACAGUGUACUCAUUUUAGAAAUGAUGUGGACAUGCAUGCUUGUUUAUACAGCACUCGUGAUGCUAAGGCAGGUGGAUUAGGAGUUCAAGGCCAUCCUUGGUUACAUAGGGAGUUCAAACCCAGCCUAAAUACAUGAAGCCGAAAGAAAAAGAAAACAAGAUACUGGGGGCUGGAGAGAAGGCUCAGCAGUUAAUAGCAUUUGUUGCUCUUGCAGAUGACCUGGGUUUGGUUCCCAGCACCCACAUGGUGAGGGCUCAAAACCAUAAUUCCCUUUCCAGGGCAUCUGAUGCCUUUUUCUGACCCCUGUAGGCAUGAAGCACACA